AUGCAGAUGGGAAAUGGGAUCAAGAAAAGCCUUUACAGACAAAGAGCCCACGCCAAUCCAUUCAAGGACAGCAACAUCACCGUUCCUCCGAGCCCUCAGCUUAUAGACUGGUCUUCUUACUUCAGAAUGAAUAGAAGGCCGGAUUUCGUUGAUAUCGGGUGUGGAUACGGAAAGUUCCUUAUGAAGGUUGCCGAGAAGAAUCCAGAGCACAGCAUACUGGGCCUCGAGAUCAGAGACAAAGUGUGUGAGUAUGUUAAGGCAAGGAUAGAAGCCGCCGGGAUUCCAAAUGCCGGGGUCAUGAGAACAAAUGCAUUGAUUUUCCUCCCGAACAUAUUCAGUAGAGGCCAGCUGACCAAGAUCUUUAUUUUAUUCCCCGACCCUCACUUCAAAAAGAGGAAGCAAAAGGGGCGCAUUGUGUGCCGGCAGAUGAUGGAGAUGUACGAGUACCUGCUAGCGGACGGGGGAAAGUUGUAUAUAUCUACCGACGUGAAGGAGUUGUUUAACUGCAUGAUGGAGGCCGUUCUGGGACAUGGAGCAUUCAGGGCAUUGUCUGAGAACGAAGUGGAUGGAGAUGAGUUGUUCCAUAUGAUUUCUAGGGACACGGACGAGGCGCUGAGGGCCGGAGCCAAGGCAGGAAAGGUGUUUUCGAAGGUUUUUGAAAUAAAGAAAGAUUGGCACUACUCCUUUCAUCUUCGACUCCAGAGGAGUAUUGGGCAAAGCAGCUCCUUUUGA
This is a messenger RNA of Encephalitozoon cuniculi GB-M1, 732 nucleotides long. RefSeq lists its product as uncharacterized. The coding region runs from base 1 to 732 and encodes 243 amino acids. Gene Ontology annotation, biological process: tRNA methylation; RNA (guanine-N7)-methylation. Gene Ontology annotation, cellular component: tRNA methyltransferase complex. NCBI's taxonomy places the organism in Eukaryota, Fungi, Microsporidia, Unikaryonidae. The record is from RefSeq and is marked provisional. The transcript has a single exon. Gene Ontology annotation, molecular function: tRNA (guanine(46)-N7)-methyltransferase activity.